Molecule: messenger RNA, 982 nt
Organism: Dromaius novaehollandiae (emu)
Lineage: Eukaryota; Metazoa; Chordata; Aves; Casuariiformes; Dromaiidae
Gene: SEC11A
Product: SEC11 homolog A, signal peptidase complex subunit
Exons: 5
Coding region: 86-544 (152 amino acids)
Cellular component (GO): membrane; signal peptidase complex
Molecular function (GO): serine-type endopeptidase activity
Source: RefSeq, a predicted model, not a curated record
GGGCGGGGCCGGGCCGGGCCGGAAGCGGCGGGCGCGCGGGCGGAAGCGGAAGUGGCUGUCCAGGGCCGCCGCCGCCGGCGCCGCGAUGCUGUCGCUGGACUUUCUGGACGAUGUGCGGCGCAUGAACAAGCGGCAGCUCUACUACCAGGUGCUGAACUUCGGCAUGAUCGUCUCGUCCGCCCUCAUGAUCUGGAAGGGGCUCAUGGUGGUGACCGGCAGCGAGAGCCCCAUCGUGGUGGUGCUGAGUGGCAGCAUGGAGCCUGCAUUUCACAGAGGAGAUCUCCUGUUUCUAACCAACCGAAUUGAAGAUCCGAUCAGAGUGGGAGAAAUUGUGGUCUUUAGGAUAGAAGGAAGGGAAAUUCCUAUAGUUCAUCGGGUCCUGAAAAUUCAUGAGAAGCAAAAUGGUGACAUCAAAUUUUUGACAAAGGGAGACAAUAAUGCUGUUGAUGACAGAGGGCUGUACAAACAAGGGCAGCACUGGCUGGAGAAAAAGGAUGUAGUAGGAAGAGCAAGAGGAUCUCUGCUCCAUUUACAGUGGCCUUAAAGAAAAGCCAGCCUGUUUGAAGACACAAGCAAGGGAGCAUUGGGUGAAACGGGUAAUGUUUUUCUAGCACUACCUAAUUAGGUCUGAUUACUUCAAGAUGCCAUUGAGCCCUUGAGUGCCAAGAAAUUAAAGAAGAUUGAUGCUGACAUAGGAAAGAAUAGCCAGUUAUGUCAGUAGAGAGAGAAAGACUCAAAACUAGGCAGGAAGGAAAGCAGCCUGCUUCAGAGCCCCUGCCAAAGAAGGCAUAGGUGAAAACAUGCCCUGGGGGUAGGAUAUUCACUCAGCCCCCACUCUCAUGUCUUCCUUGCUUGGGAGGGGGAAGUCCUAACCCUGUUGACCAUAGUGCUUGGCUAGACAAAACACACUUAAAUGGCACUUCCUUUGUACAGUCCCAGGGCAGUGCUUGUCCGUAUUCACCCUGGAAUACUGCUUGUUCUA